Molecule: messenger RNA, 1164 nt
Organism: Pantherophis guttatus
Lineage: Eukaryota; Metazoa; Chordata; Lepidosauria; Squamata; Colubridae
Source: RefSeq, a predicted model, not a curated record
AGUGGGAUCUUGUUUCACUCUUGCUGGCUUUCUGCUCCCCCAGCACAUGCUGGGGGUGGCAGACCAGAAAGACGCAGCAGGAGAGACAAUUGGAGACCAUGUAAUUGUUUCACUUGGUUGGGAUGGCAGCAUCUGGGCCACCCAAUCUCUUUGUGGGGGAGAUGGGAGCUAGGGAGCUUCCAAACCUCCAUUUGCCUGGAUCCCGGGUGGAACAGACAAGCAGUGUGACAUGGCAGCAGGACACGGCCGGCAACUGGACACGCCUGGAAGGGUCUGCUACUCGCUCAGAAACCACAUCCAGGGGUGCUGAGGCUCAGCCUGUCACCACUUUGCGGGUCACAAACCCCAGCAAAACCGCUGGAAACCAGCAGCACCUACACCGGGAGUUGCUGUUCACCCAUCGCAAAGGCCUGAGCCUUCGAUCAAAGCCAGAGCUGCUCCAGGUUCUAGAGCAUCGGAACCGGCGCCGGGAUGGGACAGAGAGUGGCUUGAAACCAUCCCCUCUUGAGCAGGAGCUUCUGCGCUGGCAGCAGAGACGGGAACAGCAUCAACAGCAGGAAGCAACAGGAGAUCCCGGUGGGAGCCAACCAGAGUUCGUAAAGGUCCGGGAGAAAUUACGAAGUACACAGCAACGGGAUCCCUCUCCCCAGCAUGCAUCCCCUUCCUUGAUAUCUGUUCCUUUCCCACGCCUUCAUCACCCCAACAGGAAGCCCUCUCAGUUCCCAGUCAAGCACCCUCCUGUAGCCCUACAGGCUGCAGCUUCACAUCCUCUGAGUUCCCUCAAGGCCUCUAGUCUUCCCUCAGUCCCAUCAAAACAUUCCCUUGCCAAUAAUACAUGACUGCCUCCCACACAUGCCCCUUCUACCACGAAUGCUUCAUCAGGUGGUUAAACACAUAACACCAAGCUGCAAUGUGUUCAUGUUGAGGUGAGGGGCUUAUUCAACAAGCUUGGUUUAUAAACUUGGUGUAGCAUCACAUGGGAAUGCAACUCCUUCCUCCUGUUCUUCCAGAUUUGGGGAGGGAAUCUCAGAAGGAUGUGAACUUUGUCUCCACUCCCAUUUGUGAAAAUAGAAAGGAAAAAGGUUGGUCAAGUGUGUGAAUUCCAUUUCUUUUUUUUUUUUUUUUUGUGGUCUAUGAAAGAAUUAAAAAAAAAAACAUACACAU